Messenger RNA from Thrips palmi, 5776 nucleotides. RefSeq names its product zinc finger protein 608-like. Gene Ontology annotation, biological process: regulation of transcription by RNA polymerase II. The transcript has 7 exons. The record is from RefSeq and is a predicted model, not a curated record. Gene Ontology annotation, cellular component: nucleus. The coding region runs from base 1 to 3984 and encodes 1327 amino acids. Lineage: Eukaryota; Metazoa; Arthropoda; Insecta; Thysanoptera; Thripidae.
AUGGCGGGCCCAAUGAGAGAGCGCCCGGGGGACAGGGAACCCCCUGCGAACAACUUCGAAUAUGACGAGCAGGAGUGGGACAUAGGCAUCGGCAGCCUCAUCAUCGACCUGGAUGCGGACAUAGAGAAGAACGCUUCCACUGGGAUGGCGUCUGCCGCCGGCGCGGCCGCCAAGGCCGCCAAGCUGGCCGUGGAGCACUCGGCCACGGUGGACAAGGGCCUCAAGAUGAAGAUCAAGCGCACCAAGCCGGGCACCAAGACGUCCGAGGCCAAGCACGAGAUCGUCAAGUCGAACGAGCAGCACAACGGCGAGGAGAAGGGCGCCAAGCACGUGGCCGCCGCGCCGCCCGCGGCGCCGCCCCCCGGCCCGGCCAUCAGCAGCAACAGUAGCAACAGCAGCCCGGCCAGCUCGGGCAAGCGGGGGUCCAGCAGCCACCGCAGGGACAAGGUCAAGGACAAGUCCACCAAGCCGACCUCCGGCAGCACCACGCCGUCGGCGCUCCCCGACGGCCCCCAGGGCCAGGGCGGCCAGGGCGCGCAGGCACAGCCGCCACCCGCGCAGCCCUUCCUCAACGACGCGGACGCCGACCGGGGGCCGCCCGCCAAGAAGGCCAAGGCCAACUCCGAGUCCAAGGAGCUGGUGGACAUGUGCGUCGGCACGAGUGUGGGCACCAUCACGGAGCCGGACUGCCUGGGCCCUUGCGAGCCCGGCACGAGCGUCACACUGGAGGGCAUUGUGUGGCACGAAACGGAGGGAGGCGUUCUCGUGGUGAACGUGACGUGGAGAGGGAAGACUUACGUCGGGACCUUACUCGACUGCACCAGACACGACUGGGCGCCGCCAAGGUUCUGCGACUCGCCGACCAGCGACCUGGACGCGCGGACGCCCAAGGGACGCGGCAAGCGGGGCCGGGGCGCGGCCAGCACGCCGGGCGGCGACCUGUCCAACUUCACGGAGACGCGGUCGUCGGUGCACUCCAAGCUGCGCAACGGCGGCGCCAAGGGUCGACGGGGACCCGGGUCGGGCAACGGGACGACGGUGGGGUCGCCGACGCAGUUCCCGCCGCCGCGGCUCGACCGCCAGGACAACAAGCGCAAGAGCAGCCGCACGGAGACGGAGGAGGUGAACGGCGCGGGCCAGGGCUCCGCUAAGAAGAGCAAGGCCGCCAACAACUCGUCGAGCCCGCCGCCGUCGCCGGUGCUGCUCGAGUGCCCCGAGCCCAACUGCAGCAAGAAGUACAAGCACAUCAACGGGCUCAAGUACCACCAGUCGCACGCGCACGGCUCGGCCGAUGACGACGACACCAAGGACGUGGCCAGCUUGUCGGAGAACGACGAGAGCAACGCGGAGCCGCCGAGUCCGCGGCCGAGUCCGCGCCCUAGUCCGCGGCCCAGCCCGCUGGCCGCGCGUGCCGAGAAGGACGAGGAGGUCACUACCGUACCUGACACCGCCGCGGACAAGGCCUCGGGGCCCAGCCCCGCGCCGCCCGCGGCUACCCCGCCCGCAGCCGCGCCCGCGGCGCAGGUGGACGUGCCCGCCGUCGUGCCGGACAAGGUCAUGAAGACGGGCGUCCCCGGCGUGCUGCGCUUCGGCGUGGCGGACGAGUCGCCCCCGACGGCCGUCGUGUUCAAGGUGAAGCCGGCCUCGGCGCUGAUGCCCGAGAAGGAGAAGACCGCCGUGCCCGGGCCGCUGCCGCUGGCCGGCGCCAUGUCGCUGCCGGGGAGCCUGGCCAUGCCGCUGCCGGGGAUGCCGGCCGCCUUGCCGGGGUCCUUGGCGGGGCCCGGCGCCGUGGGGCUGAGCGCGUCGCCCGCGCUGGCCAACGCGGGCGUCAACCCCAACUCCAAGACGCCCAACCACAAGAAGAAGGCGCGCAAGUCCCCGGCCGGCAGCCCGCACCCCAACCCCAACGAGCAUCCCUUCGGCGCCGAGAACACCGGCCGCGACGGCGUGCAGAGCCCCGCGUACUCGGACAUCUCCGACGACGCGGCGCCCACCUCGGAGGCCGACGACAAGGCCAAGGCGGCCGACAAGAAGGCUGAGGGGUGCCAGGGCGCUGCCGGCCACCCGCUGCAGCCCCACUACAACAUGUUCCCGUUCUACGGACAGCCGCCCUAUCUAGUCCCCGCCGUGUCGGCCGUCAACGCGGACGGCAAGCUGGCGCCGCUCAAGGACGGCGAGAAGCCGGGCGACGCCAAGGCGCUCAACGACAAGGACAAGAAGGAGGACUUCCCGCCCAAGGGGCUGCCGCAGCACUACCCGUACUACGGCUACGUGCCGGGCAUGCAGGGCAUGCAGGGCCUGCAGGGGUACCCGUACGGCCUGGAGCCCGGCUACGCCAUGUCGGUCAUGCCCUUGGACGAGAAGAGCAAGGACGGCAAGAACAGCCCCAGCCCCGCCGACCUCAAGCCCCCCGUCGGGCUGGGGGCGCCCAUGGGCGCGCCGGGUUUGAACCCGAGCCCCAUCACCGUCCCGAACCCCAGCAAGAUCAAGCUGGAGCCGGGCAAGAAGGAGCAGCACCCCAACGACAACCACCAGAUCCUCAAGGAGAGCAUCGAGAUGAAGACGCAGAUGGCCGGCUUCAUGUACUCGCGGCCACCCGGCGGGCCGGGGGCCGGGCAGCCUGGACAGCCCGGGCAGCCGCUGCUGACUGCGCCGGGGCAGGCGCCGGUCGGGCAGCAGGGGCAGCAGAACCACCCGACGCAGGGCCCUUUAGGGCAGAGUCAGCCUCCAGGACAACCGCCUGGGCCGCCGCCACCGGGACCGCCACCCCCGGGGCCGGUCGGGCCGGCCGGCCCGGGCGAGGACAUGAGGCGCUACUACAUGUUCGACCAGCGUCGGAAGGACGGCCCCCAAGGCCCCCAGGGGCAGGGCCCGCCGCCCCCGGGGCCUGGAGCCAACCCCUCGCUGGCGGGGGGGUCUGGGCCGGGCCAGGGGCCGGGGGACCCGCGCGACCUCCGCUCCGACCUCCGCACGGACCACCUGCGGCAAGACCUCCACCGGGUGGACCACCGCGUCGACCACAGGAUGGACCACCGGCCGGACCACCGACCGGACCACCGGUCAGACCACCGACCGGAACACCGGGCCGACCACCGGCAGGACCACCGGCCGCCCCUGAAGGGAACGCCGCCGCCGAGCAAGGUGCGGUCGACGCCCAGCCCCAGCCCCAAGCACAAGGACGGCAAGGCCGAGGACAAGAAGGGCGAGGAGAAGAAGCAGGAGGGCGUCAAGCCCACUAUGGAGACGCAGGGGCCGCCGCCGCCGCCGACGUCGUCCUACGCGUACAUCCACCCGGGCUACAUGCAGGGCCCGCACUACGGGGCGCUGCCCUUCGACCCCAACCACCCAGUGUACCGCAGCAUGAACCCCAUGCUGGUGCCGCAGUACCUGCACCCGGGCCUCAGCCCCGGCCUGGGCAGCAUGAGCAGCAUUGGCGCCAUGGGCAGCAUGCCGGGGGGCAUGCCGGGCAGCAUGCCCCGCUACCUCGGCCCGGAGGACCUGUCCCGGCCGCCGCCUGGCGGGGGCGUUGGCCCCGUGGGCCCGGGGGGCCCCAAGGCGCUCGAACUGCUCCAGCACCACGCCAGCCAGUACUACUCGUCGCACAAGAUCCACGAGCUGCAGGAGCGGGCGCUUAAGUCGCCCACGCCCAAGACGGGGCCGACGAGCGCGUCGCCGUCUGGCGGGCCCCACGGAGCCCCUCCCCCGCCCCCGAGGCCGCCCAGCAACCCCUUGGGCCCCGCCACGUCCACCGCGUCGACCGCCCCCGGCGCGCCGCCCCCGGGGAAGCCCGCGGCCGACGGCAAAGACUCUAGGUCGCCGCCCCCGCAGAGGCACGUGCACACGCACCACCACACGCACGUGGGGCUGGGCUACCCCAUCCUGGCCGGCCAGUACCCCGCGCCGUACGGAGCAGCGGCAGUGCUUGCGAGCCAACAAGCUGCAGCUGUUGCCGCUUCAGUCAUCAGUCCAUAUGCUCCUAAAUGAGGGGUGAGUCCUCACCAAGUCGUGAUGGGUUAAAUCAUUGUCCUUGGGAUAUUAGAUGUAUGUCAAACACUGGAAAGUGCCCAUGUAUCAUUUCUUGUGCUAAUUUUAAUAUUUCUCUGUCCUAGUCUUUCCAACAUUGAUUCAUCCAAUGUCACAUUUUUGUUGUUUUAACGUAAGUUUUUACAAGACUGUAUAACACUAAAAAAAUGUAGUAGGACUUCCAUGUUGGAAGAAGCUUAUGACAUUUUUGUCCUGAAAAUGUUAUUUGAUUUUAGCAUUCAGGAUAUGUUUGUGAUAGAGGUAUGUGGUUGUUCGAAUUCAAACUUGCUAUAUUCCAAGCUGUGGGUUUCAUUCACUAUUAGCAUAUGUGACUAGAUAGGAUUUAUAUUAUGCCGUAAUUUUUUUAUUGCGUCUUCUGCAAGGUUCACUUCAAGUUUGAGUUCGAACUUAGUUCUGUUUUCAAACCUCUAGUAUGUGAUUAUUAAUAUUUAGAUGUUUACUAUGAGUUAUGGGCAGACUGCAAGCUUGAUGUUGUGCAUUGAGACAGGCAGUGGGAUCAAUUGACCAGUAAACCAUGUUGGUGCAAUGAUUAAGAAAAAUACAUAAACCUUUCAACGUUUCAUACAAAAAGAACUGGAAAUUUGUGAAUAUGCGUGGAUGGAAUUAUGUUAAUGAGUCUUUAAAUUGUAUAUUUGUCUCAGAGAAUUUAAAGGUGCUACUGGAAAAAAAAAAGAAUUGACUUUUAUCUAUGUACAAAAGACAAAAAGAUAUUUUAUCUGAGCAUUAAGUUCAGGAAACCUUUGAGCAUACCUAGAUAUUUGUGCUGUAGCAGCUGACUUGCUAAAGCGUAACUUUUUAAAAAUUGAAACAAAAAAUAUUUGUGUAGAACUUGUUCCAAUUCUUCUGUGCUUGUAAAUGUGAAAAUUUCUUGCCAAUGUGUUGGGAUUUUGAGUCUCCUCUCCUUCCUCUUUUUCCAAUGUGAGCAGUAUGGCACCUCUUUAAACUGUAUGAUAAAAAGAUAGUUUUUAUUUCAAGCAGAAUGAACUGCAGCUUGUUGUAUUAGUUGCAAAUUUUUCAUUAUAAUUUGAAGUCCUUCCAGCUUUAGUCCUCUUUUCUCUCAUUGUCUUUGAUUACAUUCCAAAUGCUUCCAAUGCUUCUGAUGGAAAAAGAGAUGUGAGAGGCACUUUUAACAAAAUGUCCUAUAGACCAAGAUCGCAGUUGGCACAGAAAAUGCUUUUAACAAGGCAGUGAAACUGAAGAAAUGAUCUUUAUUGAUUGAUAUCUUUCAUUAAUCUAGGUGACAUGAUUUUGUAGAUGUUUUGUUCAGGCAGCCAAUUUACUCUGUAGAUAGAGAGGGCAAUCGUUAGUUUAUGUAUUUUUAAAGUUCUUUUUAGAGAAAAUAUUUGUGUACAUAAAAGCAACAAUUAUAUUUCAUUACUUGUAAUUAUUACCAACAAUGAAAACUAAAGUUUAGGAAAUCUGCUAAGGAUGUGACUGUAUUUAAAGAAAAUAUCCUGAGCAAAUGCUGUACAUUGAAAUGACAUUGUAAGCGAAAUUUGAAACUUUGCAAGCGUUAUGUUAUUAUUUUGUAAAUUGCAUUGUUGAGUGUAAAUGCUAUGAAUUGUACUUAUAUGAUGAUUAUGUUCAUAUUUGCAACCAUCUUGUGUUAUCUGAAAUAUUAUUUUUACAUGCCUGAAAUCAAAAUUUCUCAAAUUUAUACUCUUGUUUUCUUUUCUUUUUUUAAUCUCGCUUACAUUGUUACCCUGAUAAAUUAAAUAAUGAUCAGUGAUUU